GGAAAACGUAUGAACAUCGAAAUUUAGCGGCUUCGAAAUUCGUUUGUUAAAAUUGUUCCAAAAUAGUUUAUCGUCGAUUGAUUUGCUAGCCAUGUGUGAUAAGGAAAACCAAAAUUUUGAAUUGAACAAUACGAAUAUGUAUGAGGUGACCCAAGAAGAUAUCAAAUCUCUUAUAAAUCUUUUUGCUGAAAAAUCCUACAAUGCUGGAACAGAGAACCCUGAAAUGAAUGCAAUUUUACAGAGUUGUAUUCAGUUUAUGGAAUUGGAUUAUAGUGUCGCAGUCGUUCAGAAUGAUCUUGGUGAGUUGAGUUACAACUAUCCUCGUCAGCUGCCAAUAUUGGAAUAUGAGAAAAAGUGUUAUGCUGUGGACCACAAUUUAUCUCUUGAAAAGACAAAUAUGUCUGCUAGAAAGGCUAGUUUGUCUCCUCCACAGACAAACAACAUUCAAAAAAGGAUUGAUGUUCAAAAAACACGUGAAGUAUUCAACAAUGCCAAGUUUUCUAGAUGCCGCACACGCUUUCCAAUUCCUGUAAUUAUGUAUAAAAACAAAUAUAUCUGUCGUUCCUCAACAUUAUCUAGAGGUUUUGAAAUUUAUGGAAGGUCUGGUUUGGAACUUUUUGACAGUUAUAUUUUACAAUUUCUUGAAAAGUCAUCAAAGGAUGAAAAUCAAGCAUCUGAUGGAACACUAACAGAGUCUGUAGGGGAGUUAGAGGACAUAGCCGAAACAGCUGCAAACAAUGAAAAUAGCGGAACUGCUCCUCCUCAAUUCUUUGAUCAAGUUCGUAACAAUGAUAUUGAAUUACUGAAGUAUUUCAAUGUGGAAACUAUUGUUGAUCUUAUGGUGGAAAACCAGAAGGUCAAAUAUGGAAUGUAUAUGUCAUCUUCUGAAAAAGUUGAAAAAUCGUUAUAUGUAGAUUUCAAACUGAUCUCUAUGCCAUACCCUGGUUGUGAAUUUUUCAAAGAUUUCCGUGACCGAGCAUAUGAAGCUGAAGGACUCCAUUUCAAUUUUGAUCACUCCCAAUGUGAUGCCUCUCUCAAUAUUCCUGAAGAUCCAUCUUUGGCUGCAUUGGAGAUAGAUUGGGAUACAUAUAAGAGUUGGGAUUUGAUAACCCUGACACAAAAUUAUAUAAAGUUCAUUCUCCAGGGAUUUGAGAACAAUACUUCUAGCAUUUUGGUUCACUGUAUAAGCGGAUGGGAUCGUACACCUUUAUUUAUCUCCUUGCUUCGUUUGAGUCUUUGGGCAGAUGGACUGAUUCAUAAUAGCCUUGAUGAAUACCAAAUACUUUAUUUAACGAUUGCUUAUGAUUGGAUGUUGUUUGGACAUCAACUCAACAAUAGAUUGAACAAAAGGGAAGAAAUAUUUUUCUUCUGUUUCUUCAUGUUGAAGUAUUUACCCAAAAACGAAUUUGAUAACUCCUCAGGAAGGAAUUCUGUAAAUAACCAGGAUCCGUUAGAGGCAUCAGUUUUUGAUGAAACUAGUGGUACUUCUCCAAUUGCUAAUCCAACUGGUCCAAGUUCUGAUUAUUCAGAAUCACCCAUGGAAGAUAGGGAUACUGAUGGCUUUUCCAUGGUUGGACCAACUGGUUCACUAGAAGAGUUGUCCUCUGAACCUGAAGAUCAACG
This is a messenger RNA of Leptinotarsa decemlineata (Colorado potato beetle), 1623 nucleotides long. Its product is annotated as myotubularin-related protein 14-like. The record is from RefSeq and is a predicted model, not a curated record. Lineage: Eukaryota; Metazoa; Arthropoda; Insecta; Coleoptera; Chrysomelidae.